UCCGCUGCUCGGGGACCGCAUUACUUUGGCCCCCGUAAGAAAAAAACAAUGGCGUCUCUGGUGUCCCUUCAAAACACGGGAAAUUCCAUUAGCUUCUCUUCCCACUUAAAAUCUUCCAUCAAUGCCAAGCACUCUCUCGCCUUCAACGAGAAAAUCAAGCUCUUUUUUUCUCAAAACCCCAACAAACUCAAGCCUCCAUGCACCUACGCGGCAUCCCAUAACACUGAUAGCAACAGCUCUACCAGGACUUACCGCCGCCAAAGUGUCACAACUCACCGCCAAACCACGAAAAAUCGGCCGAACCCUCGUAAAUUUAACACUGAAAACCGAAACGAAAACCACCCAUCUCCUGAAAAUCCAACAUUUCAAAGUAUUACCGUGGAUUUGAUGAAGUUAUGCAAAGAAGGCAAGGUUAAGGAAGCUUUAGAUUAUAUGGGUCAAGGUGUUUUAGCGGAUUUUAAUGUUUUCGGGGCGUUACUGGAUGCUUGCGGGAAUAUGAAUUCGCUAGAAUUAGCCAGAAGAGUUAAUGAAUUUUUUAGAAGAUCAAAGUUUUCUGGUGAUAUCGAAUUGAACAACAAAUUGAUAGAUAUUUAUGGGAAAUGCGCUAGUAUAAGAGAUGCUCGCAGGGUGUUCGAUAAAAUGCGUGAGCGAAAUAUGGCUUCUUGGAAUUUGAUGAUAAAUGACUAUGCGGUGAAUGGGAAAGGAGAUGAUGGAUUGUUGUUGUUUGAGGAUAUGAGAAAAGAUGGGUUUCAGCCGGAUAGCGAAACUUUUCUGGCGGUUCUAUCGGCUUGUGCCACUGUGGCGGCUGUGGAGGAAGGAAUAAUGUACUUUGAAUUGAUGAAGAAUGAAUACAGGAUUGCUCCGGGAGUUGAACAUUAUUUAGGAGUGAUUGAUGUUUUUGGGAGAGCUGGGUAUUUGAAUGAGGCUGUGGAGUUUAUUGAGAAUAUGCCUAUUGAGCCAACGGUGGAGAUUUGGGAGGCAAUCAGGGGUUUUGCACGAAUUCAUGGAGAUAUUGACCUUGAGGAUCAUUUUGAGGAGUUGUUGCUUGGAUUUGAUCCUCCUAUGAGAAGUGAGAAUGAACACCAAGCACCACCAAGGAAGAAGCAUUCUGUGAUUAACAUGAUUGAGGAGAAGAAUAGGGUGAUUGAGUAUCGGUGUAUGAACCCUUUCAAGGGAGAAGUAAAUGAGAAGCUGAAAGGUUUGAAUGGGCAGAUGAGGGAAGCAGGGUAUGUGCCUGAUACAAGGUAUGUGCUUCAUGAUAUUGAUCAGGAGGCAAAAGAGCAGGCCUUGCAAUACCAUAGUGAGCGUUUGGCAAUUGCUUAUGGUCUUAUUAGCACUCCGGCAAGGACACCUCUUAGGAUCAUUAAGAACCUGAGAAUCUGCGGCGACUGCCACAAUGCAAUAAAAAUCAUGUCCAAGAUUGUUGGGAGAGAGUUGAUUGUGAGGGAUAACAAGCGCUUUCAUCACUUCAGGGAUGGCAAAUGCUCGUGUGGUGAUUACUGGUAAAGUUGUGGAAAAUUCUUCCUUUGAUGUUGUUUGUAAUGUUAGUUGCCGCAUCAAGGAAAAUGUAGUUGCUGACUGCAGAGUAACUCAUAAUUAUUAUUGUGGAAAGCUUUUUGGAUUGUACAUUAUGCUUGUAUUGAAAUUUAAACAUCCAUUCAAUAGCAACCUUUUGUCAUCACUGAAACAUUUCUUCACAUCAAACAACUUUUUGCUUCUGGAUA
Molecule: messenger RNA, 1724 nt
Organism: Theobroma cacao (cacao)
Lineage: Eukaryota; Viridiplantae; Streptophyta; Magnoliopsida; Malvales; Malvaceae
Product: pentatricopeptide repeat-containing protein At2g15690, mitochondrial-like
Biological process (GO): RNA modification
Molecular function (GO): RNA binding; zinc ion binding; protein binding
Source: RefSeq, a predicted model, not a curated record